Molecule: messenger RNA, 3458 nt
Organism: Triplophysa dalaica
Lineage: Eukaryota; Metazoa; Chordata; Actinopteri; Cypriniformes; Nemacheilidae
Gene: fam221a
Product: family with sequence similarity 221 member A
Exons: 8
Coding region: 120-1145 (341 amino acids)
Source: RefSeq, a predicted model, not a curated record
ACGGAAGGAAAACUGGCGGUUGAAAGGACAUGUUUGUGGACACGUUGCCUAGCAACACAGACUCUCAAUAGUACUUUGUUAUAAACAAGAUGUGUACAGGCGAGAGGCUGUAGUUCUUAAUGACAGACGAAGGAAAUAAUAAUAUACUAAAAAUAAAAAGUGGAAUGGAAAGGAUACGCAUUGACAAACAGGCAACUAAUGCAGUGGACGCGUUUCUAGAAUACAGAAGGAUUGUUGGGGACGAUGAUGGAGGGCAGCUGUUCUCAGAGGAUGAAUACAAGAAAUACAAAGAGAUUAUGUUGCCGCGAAGAAUGAAGAACCGACUUUAUGUCAGUUUUGGUGUCCCGGGACAGAUAGACUGCAAACUCAUUGGGCCAGAGACACCUUGCUUUUGUACACACAGAUAUAAGCAACACUGCACAGAUUUUGAGGAGUUACCAAAGGAAAGGCCUAUACUUCAGCCCUGUAGGGCCAGGGGUUGUCAGUGCGUGUCCUAUCAGUACGCACAUAUGAACGGAUCUAGGCCAGUGCGCUGCCAAUGCAAGCACGCAACCAAUGAGCACAGCGAGUCUCCAGGCCACCCAUGCAAGAAAUGCUCUCAGUGCAGUGGCUAUCGGAGUCCAUUCACCUGUGGAUGUGGUAAGCCUGGAUAUGCCCAUGUGACGUUGGUUGAAACCAAGGAAGAGCGCGUGGCACGGGGUCAUCCAGUGGGCAGAGAUGUUCCCUAUGCCGCCAUGGGAGGUCUGACUGGGUUCAGCUCACUGGCAGAUGGCUACCUGAGACUGGAUCCCAGCGGUAUAGGUCCUCUGUCAUAUAGUACUCUGGAGUCUGAUAGUCUGGAGUCAGAUCAGGUGUUUGAGAGAGCCAGCACAUCACUCUCUCAGACUGCUGUGCAUGAAAUGGAAAGAAAAUGUAAACAAAAAGAUGGAAGAAGCAUCCAUUUAUCAGGUGUUGGACAGAACAUCACAAUGCAGUCGCUGCUUAAAAUUGUUUUGCUACUCUCCACUUUAACCAAUAGAGAAAGCUUGAAAAUCGGAUCGAAGCUGGAACUGUGCCGUGGCUUGAGGUGCUCCUGCUCGUCUUCAAUUCUUUCUUCUGCUCAAUGGUGCUUUGAAGGCUGGGGGAGGAGGAGGAAUAGAGGGUGAAACAGAGAUGAAGACUGGUGUUGUUAUUUAUUCAAACCAGCUCCGUGAAUGUGAGCGGGGACACCAAUGCAAGCAUGAAAUAAACGUGGCUGUUGAAAAUCAAUAAAGGUUCACUGUAAUAAAAGUUGUUUUCUAUUGCUUGUGCAUCAAAACUUCCAGAUUCUCCCUCUUAUUGCAUUUAAAAUAUCUUAAAUAUCCUCAGACCCACAAUGGUGCUGUAACAAAGUGAUCUUGUGUGAAAUCUGCAAUUUUUUGUGUCCUGAAAUUGUCCGCUUUCCGAAUUUCCGAAAUGCCCCUCAGGUCAAAGAUCCAGUUUUGUCCACCUGUGGGCAGUUGCAAAACUUAGAAAGCAGAUACGGAUCUGACUCGCUCAUGCCAAUUUAUCAAGAGAUCAUUUAACUUUUAGACAAUAAAUGCCUGGAGUUGGGUGUAGACAAUACAGAAAUAAAUGCUGAAAGAAUAAAUGUGAGGAGGAAACAGACUGCUUUAUAGCGAAGUUUUCUGCUUUAUGGAUUAAACCUUUGAGAAAAAAGACAUUGAGGAAAAGAGAGAGAUAAGAGAGAGAGAUGUGGAAAAAGAGAGAAAGGGACAAUUGGUGUUUGAGUGGAGGGAAAUUAGUUUGACGUUCUUAUCUUGGACCACUCACUUAGCGUUUCUUAAGUCUUUUCUGUAACAUAAAGGAUUUCAUGUAAUAUGUUUAUGUAGAUAUGGACUGCAGGGACAGAAACAAGAACAGUUAUUGCGCAUAGUGAGUCAGACAAUUGUGUGCGUAAGUGAAUGGGUGCGUAACUGCUUUCUCAGACAACUAACCUCUAGGUAUUAAAAGGACUUAAUACUACUGUAAAUUAUAAUACUUAAAUGAACCCUCUUGAUACGUGGAUUAAUGUCCUUAGGUGUCUAACUCAGAAUUCAAGAAAUAUGACUCUAAUUUGGUUUAACAUAUGGUUUAAACAAUAAAGAAAAAAAUGAAUAGUUUGUAUACAGACGAUAUAUGUUUAAAAUUGUAUACAGACAACAAGUCUCUUGUUCUCUGUUUGCCUGGUUUCUUGACAGACAUGAUUGGAUUGACAGCUCAAAGUCAUUGCACUGGUCAGACAAAGACGCAUGUUUUAUUAAAGUUAUAUCCUUUGUCUCUCACCUUUGACCCUGAACCUCUGAUUUUCCUCAAGCCUGAAGGCAUAGCACCAGAGAGGACAGCUGUCCCCACAGAAUGUGCUUCCAACAUUCAUGUUCUUCUCUUAAAUGAUUUUAAAGAGCUUCUUAAUCAUUUUUUUCAAUGGGCGAAUAAGCAUAUACUGUAAAACAAUGUGUUAUGUAUACAGAUGGACAUCAUUGACUGCAGAUUAAUUCAUUUGUGAUGUAUUUGCUUUCAAAGCUUUAAACAUACUAUUCAUUAACUCUGUAUGGAGGAGAGAGAGAGAGACAAAGAAAAAGGACAAGCGUCCAAGUGUAACAACAACUGCAAAAUUGAUUGUGCACAUAAUUAUCUUCAGUUGUUAAGGACAAAAGACGGCAUUCUACAGUAGCACCACAGCAUUUUCCUUAUCACAAAACAGCCUCAUUCAUCAACACCAAAAGCAUAUUAUCACUGUUGUCAUUGUCAUGAAUGCAGUUGGUGGUAAGUGAGGAUUGUGUUCCUUAUAUGAAAAUGAAUGCUAGUUUACCGUAAAAUAUUUUAAGACAGGUGUUGUGGAAUGACUGGAUAUCCGACAAAACCAUUAUAGGAUCUGUGACUCAAGGAAGCACACACACACACUAAACCAUUUUCUAUGCCCCCCACUCCUCCUUUUCACCGUUAACCCUUUCAUCUAAGUGUCUUGAACACACGUCAUCAUUUGCACAUCUGGCAAAUCUAAGGCAUUUUAUUUCAUUCCUGAAUCAAUCUUAAGUAUUCCAUUUCCUGUUCGAUGUUUAUGUUACAUUUAUUAUGUUGAAAUGUGAAAAUACCCCGCAAUCCGUAUGCAUAGUGUUUUGGGGGCACUGCAUUUUUGUUAAAGCAAUGAUGUCAGACAUUUCUGAAGAAAUUGUUGAAAUAUACCAGAGUAGGCCUACUUUGCUUCAAGUCAAAAUGUCUGAUUGAAGUACAGAACAGCAUGCAACGUACGUUAAAGGAUAAAGAUUUGUUCACGUCCCGACAUCAGAACAGCUAGUGGACCCUAGAAGUCCUCUCAGGUCAAAAAUGGCAUGUUCAAAUAAAGAUUGCUAUUGUUUCUCAUCUCACUACCCAGUGGGCAAUUGAUGUUAAAUAGACAUCAAAUUGACGUCAAACAUCGGCAUCAAAGAAUUGGUCAAAAAUGCAAAUCAAAUCGAUGU